Branchiostoma belcheri (Belcher's lancelet) is the source of this 2075-nucleotide messenger RNA. RefSeq names its product kelch domain-containing protein 2-like. The transcript has 14 exons. Gene Ontology annotation, molecular function: protein binding. The record is from RefSeq and is a predicted model, not a curated record. Bases 147 to 1352 code for a protein of 401 amino acids. Lineage: Eukaryota; Metazoa; Chordata; Leptocardii; Amphioxiformes; Branchiostomatidae.
GAGUAGCCCUUCCUUUCUGAGCAUGCGUACUUCGUACUUGUCAGAGGGGCCAAUGACGUAAUACACUUCCAACUGUGAAGAAAACAAAGUGGGGAGGGCAGCGAAAAAACAGUACCCGAGCAGACUGAGUUGACUGAUGUUGAGGCAUGGAGGGAGCGAUGGCAGCAGAGCAGGCCCCGUGUCUGCCCAGGGAGAGGAGCGGACAUGUGGCCGUGAUGUGGGGGACUCGCAUGUUUGUCUGGGGAGGAUAUGUGGAUGAGGAUCCCCAGGAAGGUGCAGACUGGGACAGAUAUCUCCCGACUGAAGAACUCUGGAUCUACGAUACAGAAACACAAACAUGGACUAAGGAGAUGACCAGUGGCCAGUACCCACCUGCCAUGUCAGGCAGCUGCUCUGCUCUACUGGGGGGAUUCAUGUACAUCUUUGGUGGGCAUUACGACAUGGCAAACUCCAACAAGUUGUUUAGACUGAACCUGAGAACCCUUGAGUGGCAAGGUGUGGAGGGGAAGGGCAUCCCUCCCAGUCAGAGGGACAAGCUGGGCUGUUGGGUGUACGAGAGAAAACUGAUCUAUUUUGGAGGUUAUGGCUUCCGACCACAAAGCCCCCUGAAGGGGCAGUUUGAGCCAGAUGAGGCAGUUGGGCUGGGCCUGAGGGGUUGGAACAACCACCUGUGUGUUUUUGACACUGUUGCUGAGGAGUGGUACCAGCCAGAAACAACAGGAGAGGUCCCAGUUCCUCGAGCAGCCCAUGCCUGUGCUAGGAUAGACAACAGAGGGUAUCUGUUUGGGGGAAGAUAUUUGGAAACUAGGAUGAAUGAUUUACACUGUAUCAACCUAGACACAUGGGAAUGGAGUGGCAGAAUCACAGUCCCAGGUGGGCUUCCCCUGGGGAGAUCGUGGCACUCCCUCACCCCCAUCUCCACCAACCAGCUCUUCCUGUACGGAGGAUUCACCACAAUCUGCCAGCCACUAAGUGAUGGCUGGGUACUGGACACUAACACACAUGAAUGGAUGAACCUAGACUACCUAGCAACAGAUAAACCUAGGUUAUGGCACACAGGUUGCAGCACCAUGGAAGGAGAGGUCUUUGUGUUUGGGGGUUGCAGCACAAACUUAUUAGAGCCCAUGCCAACAGUCCACUGCAAUGAUAUUCUAGUCUUCAGUGUAAUGCCAAGGUCCUUGCAGAGGAUAUGCCUGGACACGAUUGUCCAUCACAAGGAUGUGCUGGCCCCGCUGUGUAGCAUGCUGCCCCGGGAGCUGAGGCAGAGGUUGGAGAGAAGACUGGGCAUUCCCCUGACCAACCCUGCACCCGAACAGGUGCAGCACAGGAAAUGCGAGGGGGUCGGGGCAUAGCUCUGCAUCCUCCUGGGGGUCGGGGCAUAGCUCUGCACCCCCUGGGGGAUGGGGGCAUGGCUGUGUAACCCCCAGGGGGUGGGGCAUAGCUCUGCACCCUGCAGGCCACAGAAUUAGCCAUAUGUUCCAUGGUUGUAACAGUGACCAGCACAAAACAUUGUGUUGUGUAGCAUGUUGGCAGAUGGUACUGUGCCUGAAUGAAACCUGUAAUGUACUGUGCGUAGCACUUUGGCAGAACGUCUCGUUUAAGGACUGGUCGAAUUUGGGUACGUUUGUAUUUAAGGAUGACAUCCCAUCUAUAAUUUUCAAAUGUUGAGGGGGGAAAAUUCUGAUGCAUUGUUGACCAACGAAAACCACGAACAUUCUGAGUUUCACACAGGCCCAGUAUGCUGUUGUACACUGUAUAUUUGCUUACCAGAAAUCACCACUUUUAGUGGGAUCACACAGAGGCACCAAUAGUCAUUUUGAUUUUUGGGUCGUCCGUCUAAGACACAAGGAAUUAGCCUGGGUGCCAUCCAUUUUGUAACAGGGCUUUUUGCACAAACUGAACAAAAAAAAAAUCUGGUCAGCAAGUAAAAAGAGCCCUACCACAAAACAGAUGGCACCCAGGCUACCAAGGAAUGCUUUUAGUGUGGCCAUCUUCAGUUACCCAAUUAAAAAUAACAAGUACUAAACCUGAUAUAAUAUUUGUAAAAUAAAGAAUGUCUGUCUAUAUCAGUGAUG